This is a messenger RNA of Podospora anserina S mat+, 2202 nucleotides long. RefSeq lists its product as uncharacterized. Lineage: Eukaryota; Fungi; Ascomycota; Sordariomycetes; Sordariales; Podosporaceae. Gene Ontology annotation, molecular function: beta-glucosidase activity. The transcript is spliced from 2 exons. Gene Ontology annotation, biological process: glucan catabolic process. Bases 1 to 2202 code for a protein of 733 amino acids. The record is from RefSeq and is a predicted model, not a curated record.
AUGGCUCUUCAAACCUUCUUCCUGCUGGCGGCAGCCAUGCUGGCCAACGCAGAGACAACAGGCGAAAAGGUCUCUCGGCAAGCACCGUCUGGCGCUCAAGCAUGGGCCGCCGCCCACUCCCAGGCUGCCGCCACUCUGGCCAGAAUGUCACAGCAAGACAAGAUCAACAUGGUCACGGGCAUUGGCUGGGACAGAGGGCCUUGCGUGGGAAACACAGCUGCCAUCAGCUCCAUCAACUAUCCUCAAAUCUGUCUUCAGGAUGGACCAUUGGGCAUUCGCUUCGGCACUGGUACCACCGCCUUCACACCUGGCGUCCAAGCUGCUUCGACAUGGGACGUUGAUCUGAUCCGGCAGCGCGGUGCUUACCUGGGCGCCGAAGCCAAGGGCUGCGGCAUUCACAUCCUUUUGGGGCCCGUUGCCGGUGCCCUGGGCAAGAUUCCCCACGGCGGUCGCAACUGGGAGGGAUUUGGCGCCGACCCCUACCUUGCCGGUAUUGCCAUGAAGGAGACCAUCGAGGGUAUUCAGUCAGCAGGCGUCCAGGCCAACGCCAAGCACUACAUUGCAAACGAACAAGAGCUCAACCGCGAGACCAUGAGCAGCAAUGUGGAUGACCGCACUCAGCACGAGCUCUACCUCUGGCCCUUUGCCGACGCCGUGCACGCCAACGUCGCCAGCGUCAUGUGCAGUUACAACAAGCUCAAUGGCACGUGGGCUUGCGAGAAUGACAAGGCUCUGAAUCAGAUCUUGAAGAAGGAGCUCGGAUUCCAGGGCUACGUUCUCAGCGACUGGAAUGCUCAGCACAGCACUGCUCUGUCUGCUAACAGUGGUCUGGACAUGACUAUGCCCGGUACCGAUUUCAACGGCCGCAAUGUCUACUGGGGCCCUCAACUGAACAACGCUGUCAACGCCGGCCAGGUUCAGAGAUCCAGACUAGACGACAUGUGCAAGAGAAUCUUGGCUGGCUGGUACUUGCUCGGUCAGAACCAGGGCUAUCCCGCCAUCAACAUCAGGGCCAACGUUCAGGGCAACCAUAAGGAGAACGUACGUGCUGUUGCCAGAGACGGCAUCGUCUUGCUGAAGAACGAUGGAAUUCUGCCGCUUUCCAAGCCGAGAAAGAUUGCUGUCGUGGGCUCCCACUCCGUCAACAAUCCCCAGGGAAUCAACGCCUGUGUUGACAAGGGCUGCAAUGUUGGCACCCUUGGCAUGGGCUGGGGUUCAGGCAGCGUCAACUACCCCUAUCUCGUGUCCCCGUACGAUGCUCUCCGGACUCGUGCUCAGGCCGAUGGCACACAAAUCAGCCUCCACAACACUGACAGCACCAACGGUGUGUCAAACGUUGUGUCUGACGCUGAUGCUGUUGUUGUUGUCAUCACUGCCGAUUCUGGUGAAGGGUACAUCACUGUCGAGGGCCACGCUGGCGACCGCAGCCACCUUGACCCGUGGCACAAUGGCAACCAACUUGUUCAGGCUGCCGCGGCUGCCAACAAGAACGUCAUCGUUGUUGUGCACAGUGUUGGCCAGAUCACCCUGGAGACUAUCCUCAACACCAAUGGAGUCCGCGCGAUUGUGUGGGCUGGUCUUCCGGGCCAAGAGAAUGGCAACGCUCUUGUUGAUGUUCUCUACGGCUUGGUUUCGCCAUCUGGAAAGCUUCCCUACACCAUUGGCAAGAGGGAGUCGGACUAUGGCACAGCCGUUGUUCGUGGGGAUGAUAACUUCAGGGAGGGCCUUUUUGUUGACUACCGUCACUUUGACAAUGCCAGGAUCGAGCCGCGCUAUGAGUUUGGCUUUGGUCUUUCUUACACCAAUUUCACCUUCUCCGACAUCAAGAUUACUUCCAAUGUCAAGCCGGGGCCCGCUACUGGCCAGACCAUUCCCGGCGGACCUGCCGACCUGUGGGAGGACGUUGCGACAGUCACUGCAACCAUCACCAACUCGGGUGCUGUCGAGGGCGCUGAGGUUGCCCAGCUUUACAUCGGCCUGCCGUCCUCGGCUCCUGCCUCUCCCCCGAAGCAGCUGCGUGGAUUUUCCAAGCUGAAGCUGGCCCCGGGUGCCAGCGGCACUGCCACAUUCAACCUCAGACGCAGAGAUCUCAGCUAUUGGGAUACCCGCCUCCAGAACUGGGUCGUGCCCAGCGGCAACUUUGUCGUCAGCGUCGGCGCCAGCUCGAGAGAUAUCCGCUUGACGGGCACCAUCACGGCGUAG